Molecule: messenger RNA, 1590 nt
Organism: Talaromyces rugulosus
Lineage: Eukaryota; Fungi; Ascomycota; Eurotiomycetes; Eurotiales; Trichocomaceae
Exons: 1
Coding region: 1-1590 (529 amino acids)
Biological process (GO): transmembrane transport; carbohydrate transport
Cellular component (GO): membrane
Molecular function (GO): carbohydrate:proton symporter activity
Source: RefSeq, a predicted model, not a curated record
AUGGCUGUCACGUACGCCGGCCUGUCGGGGCGGCCGCUGUCCCUAACUAUCUCCACCAUUGCAACGAUGGGCUUUUUGCUCUUCGGCUAUGACCAGGGUGUGAUGUCUGGAAUCAUCAGUGACGUCGCUUUUAACGAUGUUUUUACCGCAACUAAGAAUAACAACACCAUGCAAGCCUUGGUCACGGCCAUUUACGAGUUGGGCUGUCUCUUCGGCGCCAUGUUUGCUCUUGUCGCUGGCGACAAGCUCGGCCGUCGCAAAAUGAUCAUUAUCGGUGCUUCCAUAAUGAUAUUUGGUGUCGUCAUCCAAGUGACAGCCUUUCCUGGCCAUGUUCCGCUUGCCCAGUUCAUGGUUGGUCGAACUAUCACUGGCAUCGGCAACGGUAUGAAUACAUCUACUAUCCCGACAUACCAGGCCGAGUGUUCUAAGACUGCCAACCGGGGACUUCUUAUUUGCAUCGAAGGUGGUGUCAUCGCCAUCGGUACUUUGAUCGCCUACUGGAUCGACUUUGGCGCUCAUUAUGGUCCGCCUGAUCUUGUAUGGCGCUUCCCCAUCGCUUUUCAGAUCUUUUUCGGCAUCAUAAUCAUUGUCGGAAUGUUCUUCUUGCCUGACUCGCCACGCUAUUUGAUCGCCCAGGGCAAGAUGGAGCAAGGUGAACUGGUCCUUGCCGCCCUCAACGGAUGCGAAAUCAACGACCACCAAACUCAGAUCCAGAAACAACUCGUGCUGGACUCGAUCCGCGCAUCUGGCGCCCUGGACCAAACCGUUACCUACAAGGACCUCACCACUGGUGGACGCACUCAGCAUUUGCGCCGCAUGUUGAUCGGAGCUUCGUCUCAAAUGUUCCAGCAGUUGUCCGGUUGUAACGCGGUGAUUUACUAUUUGCCCGUCUUGCUUAAGCAAUCUUUGGGCGAGUCUAAUGACCGAGCCCUGCUCAUCGGUGGCAUCAACAUGAUUUGUUACGCAGUUUUUGCAACUUUCUCGUGGUUCUUUGUCGAGAAGAUUGGCCGACGCAAGUUGUUCCUCGGUGGCAGCUUUGGCCAAUUGGCUGCCAUGACCAUUACCUUUGCUUGUUUAAUUCCCGACAACCCCAAGACAGCUGAUGGUGCUGUAUUCGGCCUCUUCCUCUAUAUGUGUUUCUUCGGGGCUACAUGGCUCCCACUGCCAUGGCUAUACCCAGCGGAAAUUUCCCCCAUUAAGACCAGAGCCAAGGCCAAUGCUGUAUCUACUUGCAGCAACUGGCUGUUCAACUUCACCGUUGUCAUGAUCACUCCUGUCAUGGUCCAGAACAUCAAAUGGGGAACCUAUCUGUUCUUUGCUGCAAUGAAUGCCUGUUUCAUUCCCAUAAUCUGGCUUUUCUACCCCGAGACUGCCGGACGAAGUCUCGAAGAAAUAGAUCUGAUCUUCGCUAAAGGCUUUGUUGAAAAUAAAAGCUAUGUUAACGCUGCGCGGGAGUUGCCUAAGCUCUCCGACGAUGAAGUCGACGCACGAGCUGCUGAAUACGGUCUGGGUAGGGAUACCGACGAGGAGACAGAAAAGCAUGUCGAAGAGAGACAUUCUCCUGGCAUGGAGUCUCACACCGUGACGUAA